This is a messenger RNA of Pongo pygmaeus (Bornean orangutan), 639 nucleotides long. RefSeq lists its product as uncharacterized. The transcript is spliced from 4 exons. Bases 1 to 639 code for a protein of 212 amino acids. Lineage: Eukaryota; Metazoa; Chordata; Mammalia; Primates; Hominidae. The record is from RefSeq and is a predicted model, not a curated record.
AUGUACACACACAUAUAUGUAUGUGUACAUGUAUAUACAUACAUAUAUACAUGUACAUAUACAUAUAUACAUAUAUACAUGUACAUAUACAUAUGUGCGUAUACACACGUACAUAUGUAUACACACGUACAUAUGUACGUAUACACACGUACAUAUGUGUAUACACGUACAUAUGUACGUAUACACACGUACAUAUGUGUAUACACGUACAUAUGUACGUAUACACACGUACAUAUGUGUAUGCACGUACAUAUGUACGUAUACACACGUACAUAUGUGUAUAUGUAUAUACACGUACAUAUGUGUAUACACGUACAUAUGUGUAUACACGUACAUAUGUACGUAUACACGUACAUAUGUGUAUACACGUACAUAUGUGUAUACACGUUGUACAUAUGUGUAUACACGUACAUAUGUACGUAUAUACAUAUACGUAUAUACGUGCAUAUAUGUAUAUAUGCACGUAUAUACGUAUAUAUGUGCAUAUAUAUAAGAGCCACAGGGGUGGAUAGAGUUGCUCGCCCUGCCUUCUGGGUGUUUCCAGGGCAGCAGGAAGCAAAUUCAGGCAGAAGUAGGACCACUGAGCUAGAAGCUCUAGCAGGCAUGGCUCACCUGGCUACCAGCAGUCGGGGUGGGUGA